Messenger RNA from Quercus lobata, 2533 nucleotides. RefSeq lists its product as uncharacterized. The coding region runs from base 116 to 2533 and encodes 805 amino acids. Lineage: Eukaryota; Viridiplantae; Streptophyta; Magnoliopsida; Fagales; Fagaceae. Gene Ontology annotation, molecular function: zinc ion binding. The record is from RefSeq and is a predicted model, not a curated record. The transcript is spliced from 4 exons.
UCACAGAACCUCUCUUAAGAACUCUCACAGAGACUCAAACUCUCAUACAUAUUUAGCAGCAAAACAUUGCUCCUCUCACUCUCAUACAAUCUCAGCAGCACAUUUGCACAUCAUUAUGUCAAGUGCACAAUCUUUGAAGAAUAUUGACAUAAAUGUAUACUUCGGUGGACACCUUUACAAUCCUGAAGGGAUUGACGGAUUCCCAUUUAGAGGGGAGGGUAUCGAAUGCUACUACAUGAUGUUACGUCGUAAGUUGAAGACGUUGACUGAUUUGAAGAGGAAAAUAAUGGACGAAUUGAAAUUGAACCCUGCUUGGUAUGACAUCAAGAUUAUUUAUCGUUGCCCACAAGAAGUUCUUCAUGAACGGAUAAAUUACGGGUAUAUGGCGAUUAAAGAAGAUAAACAUGUAAAGAUGAUGUUUAAUAGGAUCCAGAAAAUGCCCCAAGUAAAUGCUGCUGAGUUGUAUGUAAGUUUGGAGGCGAGUGUAGACAACAGUACUGAGGUGGUGCAAGAAACAUCUACGGCUUUACAAUUUACAACCCUAGAUGAUGGAUGCACUACAAUGGGAGGGCAUGCAAUGGGAGAUGAUGAUGAUAUUGGUGUCCAGCAUGAUACAGAUACGACCACUGGCUACAGACCUCCUGCGGACUCAUUCUACGCAAAUACUUGGGAAGAUAUGGUUGAUCAUUCGCGUCUUCAGAUACCAUUUCUUUGUACUUGGCAAGAUGGGAUGCAUUUUUGUAAAGGGUUGACUUUUGCAAAUAAAGCUGCGGUGAAGCGUGCAUUGAUAAUAUACGCAGCAAAGGAUAAUAGAAAUUUCUCCAUCCAAAGGUCGAGCACAACUCAAUUGUGCGCCGCAUGCGUUGACGACAACUGCAAGUGGUACGUUGGGGCAUACAUGAAGCCUAAAUUCAAUGGUCUGUGGAUGGUCACGUCUUAUGUGGGUUCACACAGUUGUAUACCCUUUGGGCUGCGAAGAGAUGGUAGAAUGAUGGAUUCUAAUUUUGUUGCAUCAGAAAUUGUGGGAAGAUUGCGAAAAAAGCACACUGCUACUGUUGAUGAGCUUUGGGAGAUCAUACGUACUAAGUAUGAUCAUGAGUUUUCUUACUAUAAAGAUUCGGGUACCCAGUAUAGCUAUCACACCAUACCUAAGCCAUUAGAAGGUACUACGUUACUGCGCUAUGUAUAUUGGGCAUUCGCUCCAUGCAUUGCUGCAUUCCAGUAUUGCAGGCCAGUGAUUAGUAUUGAUGGAACUCAUUUAUAUGGUAAAUACAAAGGGGUAUUGAUGAUUGCAAUGACAACCGAUGCUAAUCAAAAGGUUUUGCCUAUCGCCUUUGCUGUUGUGGACAAGGAGUCAGGGCCUAGUUGGGGGUGGUUUUUAGAGUGUCUCAGGACUUCAAUAGAGCGUGUUAUUGAAAACAAGGACAUUUGCAUUAUUUCUGACCGACAUAAAGGUAUCAAAUGCGCCAUUCGAGAGUGGCCUAGAGGGCAAGACGGAAGAGAACGGGUAUAUCAUCGAUAUUGCCUUCGACAUGUUGCUAGCAACUUCAACACACAUUUUGAUAACCCGACUUUAAAGGCAUUGGCCUUGAAAGCUGGAUAUGAGACUCAUGAUGCUAAAUUUGUGUCCAUAAUGCAAACCAUUAAGGAGGCCGAGAUUAAUUUACUAAGGGGUGUAGACCCUACUGAUCGCCGGAUUAUACGUUAUAUGCCAUACACAUAUCUAAUGAGUGAGGAUGUAGACAAAUGGACCCAGUCACAUGAUGGUGGAAGACGUUACGGGGCAAUGACAACCAAUACCUCUGAGUGCUUUAAUGGGGUUCUUAAAGGUGCCCGCGGUUUGUCCAUUGCUGCAAUGGUUAAGUUCACUUAUUUUAAACUUGUUGCAUAUUUCCACGAUCGACAUAAACAAAUUACUUCUGAUCUCUCUCGAGAUAAGGUGUGGAGUGAUUAUGCAAUGGAGAUCUAUAACAAAAAUGAGCAGAAAAUUGCAGGACACACUCUGAGGAAUUAUAAUCAUGCAGAGGGUAUAUAUCAAGUGGUUACCCCGUAUAACGACCAUAGAGCUGGAGGGGGAAAUCACAGUCAUGAUGUGCGCAUAUUUGAUAGAACCUGUGGUUGUGGAAAGUGGCAAAACUUGAAGAUCUCUUGUUCACAUGCAAUUAAAGUUCUUAAAGGUCUGCAUCUCGAUGCGCCCAGCUAUAUUGACCCAUGUUACAGUCUGAACAACGCCAUUCUCACAUAUUCACAUAAUUUUGUGGUGCCAAAGUCAGAGUCAUUAUGGACAGAUGUUCGCGGACCACGGUGGGUGCUUGACCCACAAUUGUUGCGGGCCAAAGGUCGUCCUACGAUGUCAAGAAUAAGGAAUGAAAUGGAUGGGGUACGGCGAGAACGGGGAAGCCGGAGGGAAGAUCCGGAGUUGAGGGAGAUUCAACCGAGACAACGAUGUAGAGUGUGUCAUCAAGAGGGGCAUAACCGCAGAUGCUGUCCCAAUUCCCAUGGGGCUUCGACAAGUGGUAGUGCUAUGAACUAG